AUGGCAGUCUCUGUCCAAGGUCCAUUCAGCUCCAAGUCCAGUCCCUGGAGUAUGGCCGAUUUACCACAUCACAACUUCCCAAGAGGAAAUCCAAAUCAGAUAUCCCCAAUGGCCUACCCAUAUCAUACCAUGAAUCAAGGUCUCGACCAAAAUAUGAUGCCCAGUUACGAUCAUCAUAUGGAACCAAUUCGAUCUCACUCACCUUUACAUGGACAAGGGCCAUCUCCAUCUACCCGGGAACUUGAAGCUUCUUCCUUAUCAAAAGCGACAAAAGAAUCCAAAGCAAAACGAUCAAUGUCUACUCCAAAUAUCAGAACCUCUAACAAUACUGAUGCGGCUGCCUUGGCCUUGGUUAAUGAUAAGAGAAGAAACAAAUUAGGUUAUCAUAGAACGUCGGUAGCUUGUGGUCACUGUCGUCGACGCAAGAUUAGAUGUAUACCAGCUCCAGCAGAUCCUCAGAAUCGAUGCUCAAAUUGCAUUAGAUUAAAAAAGGAAUGCAAUUUCUAUCCAGUCGACCAGCAACCUCAGCCAGAACCUAAGCGUCGAGGCUCCAAAGCCCCAAGUGGAACUGGAGGAACCUCUCAAUCAUCUUCACCGUCAAUUCCAUCUAGCCAGAUACCCGACAUGCAGCCUAAUCUUCCUUACCAUCUAAGCAUGCCAUCAAUCCAGAACCUAGGAGGAUCUCAGGUCAAAAAAGAAAGGAACGAAAGCUUUUCUCCCGAUAACAAGGUCGUAACUUCAUCGCGUAAUUUUGACUAUAACGGUGGUCAAACAGCUUGGAUGGCACCAGAAGUCUCUCCAGGUACCAAACCUCCAGCAGACAUGUCUGGAAAUUACUGGCCUGCCUCCCAAGAAUCUCCAAUGACUCCAGGGUUCUCACCUUACACCACCCCUAACAUGCACCUGGCCAAUGCGCAAAACUGGCAAAGCAGAGGCCACCAUGGUCAACCAGAAACAAAUCCAAGAGAGCCGGAAUGGCCAGCACCACAGCGAUCUGUUUCGUAUAGCAACUUGGAAGGAAUGCAGAACAGCCAUCAGCAUUCCGCUUAUGGACUUCCUAACCCGUCGGAUUCAUACGCUGCUGCGAGAACCCGUGCUUCUAACGGUGCAAUAUAUCCGCCAAACAUCACAACUACACAUCCACAUUCCGCCGCCGAAAUCUCAUCCGCGUCAACAAUUGGAACAGCCUACACACAUUCUGCAACUCCAAUGUCGGCGGGACCUUACACAGGCUGGAAUCAACCGUAUACUGGCGGUUAUGCGAAAGUCUCACCUGGAGUUGAUACAUAUGCUUCUUGGAAUGGUGCUCAAGGAGGACAGCGCAUUGUAGAAGAAGAAGAAAGUGUGGGAGGAUAUAGCGGAUAUAGCAGUUCUGGAGGCGGGGUCUAUUAUGCUGGCCAGCCACAUGCAGCAGGCCGUUAG
Messenger RNA from Botrytis fragariae, 1422 nucleotides. Its product is annotated as putative fungal zn binuclear cluster domain containing protein. Gene Ontology annotation, biological process: regulation of DNA-templated transcription. Bases 1 to 1422 code for a protein of 473 amino acids. The transcript has 3 exons. Gene Ontology annotation, molecular function: DNA-binding transcription factor activity, RNA polymerase II-specific; zinc ion binding. The record is from RefSeq and is a predicted model, not a curated record. Lineage: Eukaryota; Fungi; Ascomycota; Leotiomycetes; Helotiales; Sclerotiniaceae.